AGUGUAAAUUUAGGUAUUUCUGUGAGAAAGAUUAAAGAUAUUCAGCGAGAUCUGUCUUGAUAAAUAGAAAUUACAAGUUAUAAUGUGCAAUGAAUCUGUUUUCAUUUUCAAAACCAGGAUAAAAACAAAGCUGGAGAGUGGAUAAGCCCUAAGAAAAACAGACUGGCUAGUGUUCAAGUCAAUUACAAUAAUGAAUAAUUAAGCAAAGUUCUCGACAGUGGCUGCUAAUGAGGUAAAGGAGACAAAAAUAACAUUCGUGCGAUCUUUUUGGGUGUAUCGCUCAUGACAUUGAUCAAUACAACUUGGGAUACCAAUAAUGAAAUUAAAAGCGUUUAAUCAUCUUCCGUUAGUUCUAAUCGAUAUUGUGGAGAACUAAAAUGCUUUAAUGUUCCUGCAUCUUAUUAAAUUUCAAAAUCACAUCUGUCGGGUCACCUGCGUUUUAUAUCACCAAGCGUGUGUCACUCGUAGCGUGUAUUGCAGCUUUCAGGUUAUAGGAUAUAAGACCACACCAUGAAACAGGAAAUUUAGCGUAUCGCUGACAAUAAAGCCAUCGCGAAAUCGUUUCAUACCUUACUACAUUCUUUAGAUGGUAGAUGGAAGUUAAGCACUUCAGGCUAAAAGUUCGCACUGUGAAUCGUAUAUAAACAAAUCGAAUAUUUCAAAACCUAGGAUAUUUAAAGGAAUAAAAUACCAAAUAUAGCAGUAAACAUAGUUGAUGACGAGUCUUGCCAAGAUCAAGCUAGCUGUCUGUUGAGGGGAACUGGCGGGUAUGGGGACCAACUACAGCAUCAAGGACGCCGCUGAGCACCAACCGCAUUCUCAGUUUUUGUCAUUCAACACUUCCGCAAGUUUGGUGUCACCGCUAUGGGUAACAAACUCCGUCUACGGCCUGACGGGUGCGAUGUUGGCGGCGGUGGCGGCGGCCCUCACGUAUGAGUGUUUGCGCGAGUACCUGCUCCACCCCCAGCGGCUGUCUCGCUUGCAGUACUCAGGCUCGGAGUGCUUCGGCGCCCCGACGAUUUCCUGCGGGGAGAAACUUGGCCAGACCAUUAUUUACACGAUGCGCGUCUCGUUCGCCUAUUUCCUCAUGUUGUGCGUGAUGACCAUGAAUAUUUGGCUUCUUGUCGCCGUCUUCGUCGGCUCUACCGUCGGAUAUCUCGUCGGCAAACCGUUGAUGGCAAACGGAAUUCACGACGCCAUAUCCUCCCAUGGUUAUGAGAGCGUCAGUCUACAGAUCUCGAGUGGUGGACGGAAAAACAGCAAACGGACGGAGCGGUCACUUUCGUGGCGAUAUCAGCCAAUCAACGUCCGUAAAAUUAAUUCUAGCAAGCGAGGGUCGGAUUCUGUGUUUGAAGAAGAGCUAAAUAGUGGUAAAAGAAUACAAACUAGUUCUAAAAUUUACAAACGUGACAUUAAGCCGAGUCAAGAAAUGGCUGGCGUCGCAAACGACAAUGAUCCCAAUAAUGUUUGGCUACGAAAGGAUUCGGAAAACCUUGACAGUUUGGAUUCUAAUUCAGGGACAGCCGACUUACAAUCAAGCGCAAGUAUCGAUAAUCAAUUUGACAGUAUCCGCUCAUCCAGUAGAUUUCGUUCAACCAGUAAAAUUAUAAACAGUUCAUUAACUUCACAACGCAGUACUAGUAAUGUUUCGCGCCAAAGUUCAUCAAGUACAAUACGUAUCGUCCAAGCAUCCCCUGAACUUCAACGUGGCCGGACGCACGCAGAAGACGCGCACGUGCAAAGGAGUGCGUCAUCGGCGUCAUAUGGACGAUUUAAACCUACCAGCCGACAAAUACGAAAACAAGUGUCGUUAAAUGAACCACAGACGUACCAUCCACAUGUAUACGGCCGAGAAACUGACAGAGUGUAACUUAAGUUCUCAAGAGUGUUCAACGUUGAAAUGCCAUAACAAGUGUGUCGCAUCAUGCAAGUUCUGGCUCAAAGCUGAUUUUUGGCGGAAAUUAGUUAUUGGGUCAUCGUGUCAUUUUUGUUCAUUUUAUUCUUAAUGCUACAUUGUUUUUUACAAUUCGAGGCUUCCGAGUAUGGACACAAAAUCCGAUGAUGCGAAACAUAUCGAUUAAGUUGCUUUAUUGAGAAAAUAUUCAAUCAUAACAAUAAUGCCGCGUGAUAUUUUGUCUCAAAGUUUAAUUUGGGCGCAAAUGGGUCAUUGGGUCAUGGAGUCAUUUUUGUUAGUGCAAUACUGUUUUUUUUUAAAUCGUGGUUUCUGACUUCGGACCAAAAGUCCGGUGAUGCGAGACAUAUCAUGUUGAUUUAUUGAGAGCGUGGUAGUUGAACCGCUUAGAGCCAGUAUGAGAUUAUUAUUAUAAAUGCAACCAUAUCAAUGAUAAUAUGUAAUUCGUAUGUCAUGUUGUAUAUUGUGUACAAUUAUUGCCAAGUGCUCAUUGUAUGAAGUAUAACUGCUUAAAACAGUAUCGUGAACUAAUGUUGUAUUUUUUUACAAUUACAUGUAUUUUAUUUGUAUGUACAGUAAAUGUGCAUUAUUUUUAACAUUGGAGACAGUUUGCUUUAAAUAUAUUGAGUCAGCGGACGGUGCAUUUUUUCGCCUUUUAUACUGUAUUAUGCCUGUAUAAAUAUAAGCAAUAAAAUGUGUUUUUUAUG
Molecule: messenger RNA, 2619 nt
Organism: Mya arenaria
Lineage: Eukaryota; Metazoa; Mollusca; Bivalvia; Myida; Myidae
Exons: 5
Coding region: 770-1870 (366 amino acids)
Biological process (GO): copper ion transmembrane transport
Cellular component (GO): membrane
Molecular function (GO): copper ion transmembrane transporter activity
Source: RefSeq, a predicted model, not a curated record